CAACCAUAAUUAUUAUUAAAGACUCCACCAACAACGACAACAACCAUAAUUAUUAUUAAAAACUCCACCAACAACGACUACAACCUUAAUUAUCAUAUAAGACUCCACCACCAACAACAAAAACAGAAAGUACACCAACAAGAAGGGCCGGGAAAAUGGCGGGAAAGAGGCGGGAAAGAGGCGGAGACAGUUGGCCCAACAGACUAUUGUUUACCCGUGGAGACAUUUGUGUGAGUUCCACUGAGCAGGCACAGGGCCGACCUGGACAACGCCACACACACCUCUUGACCAACAGACGCUGGCCGCCCCAGGCUAGUCUACUAUACUGCAUGAGCGUUGACUAGCCAUUGGUGACGGCGUAUUGCGUCUUUGGCACAACAAAGGAGAAUUGCCACUCUUUUCUAUUUAUAAUUAGCCAUGGUUUGCUGAAAACUUUACCUGGACGGCUUAGUGCGCAUGUCUGAUAUCGCCGUCUUUCUGAGUGGUCAAUAUCGAUGUCCGUCUCAAGCUUGGUUACCCAACGUGAACACAUCUGGUCAGCCAGCCAAAGUUAGUUAGUCAGAUGACUGAACGUUCUCGUUUUUCAAUCUUCCAAGAGUUGAGGCUCACUUAAGUUGUGGCGGAUUCUUCAAAGUGAUUGUUGGAAACGUUCACGACUUGGAAAGGAGUGAUAAUUUGUACACAGUACAGUGUUUCACACAUUGUUUUACAGAGUGUUUCAUACACUUCACCACGUUCGGACGGAUUAAUAAAAAACAACCCACCAACGUUUGCUGUUUGUCCAGACAUACACCACAGUGGACCAGUGGAGCGUCAGCAGCGUGGGAAUUUGUUUUUAUACCAGCGUGCCCUUAUUAUUCUCUGCCGGUGAAUAAAGCCAGCCAUGGUUCUCACGCCGUUCCCAGAUCCCCCGGUCGGCUCUAGUACAGACUGUUCUGGAGGCUGCAGACCGAAAACCCCGCAGCAAAACAAGGGUGGUCAGGUUGCGUCACAAAAGAAGAAAGGGGCCAAUAAUAACAAAAAGAAACAUUUCAUUGUUCCCAAGAAUGAAAAAAACAAUGGCAAACAGGAAGGGCCGACAUCUGGUAAAGCUGGCCAGGCCCAAGCAUCGGUUCAAAAGCCCCAGGCAGUCGGUCAAAACGGUGCAGCUCAACGCCCUCAGGAAAAGGGACGUAAUAGCCCGGCUCAAAAGCCUCCAGUAAAGGGACAUAAUGGGGUUGUACAACAUCGUCAAGCGUUCCGCCAGAAUGGCGCAGAUCACCACCGUCUGUUGGGUGGCCGACCAAACGGACGAGUGCCGCAUUAUGUGUCAGUGACACACCGUGGCCCAAGCUUCCAGCCUCCGGCAAUGUCCCGCACUGGCCCCUCACAGCGCCCCCUCACGGUGUCCACGGACAACCGGGUCUCCGAACCUCUCUUUGUAGAUGCAGCCGCCGCCGCCGCCGCCGGCGCAGCCCCCUUGGUCACACCCCCGGCCCUCACGGUCGCCACCCAGUUUAUGGAGACCGACGCCCCGCCGCCCAACUGCCAAGCAAUAUACAUGUCAAGCUACCAAGCUAUCCAGUCAUCAAACUUUCACUGCCCCAUUUCAUCUGCUAACGGAGUAUUGGCCGCCCAGUCUAUGGUGCGCAUGGCGUCAGCGUCCCCCCACACAAACUACAUGAUGGCCGCCCAGCCAGACCCCAGCCACGCCCCCUGCCAACCGCCGUCACUUAUCUACCCCAUGGAUACAUCAACUGCGCCACCAAUUCCACAUCUUCCUCCCCCACCACAUCAUCUACCCUCACCUGGUCUGUUGGCCCCGCCCCCUACCCCGAUCACGCCCACCCCUGUCCGCAUAGAGGAGACCCUGGGCAUGACCAAGCUGGCCAGCGGUCAGUACAUCCAGCAUUGGGGAGAAGAUGUGUGGAUCUCUGUCACCAUCCCGGUGCCAGACGAGUCGAGAGAGCAUGGAGCCGGCCCACACAACAAGGACCAAGUCAUGUUUAUUGCCCUGGAACCUGAGCGCGCAGGUUGGCUUCUUAUUAUUGCUCUUAUUUUAGUCAAUCUUGGGAUAAAAAGAAAAAUUAUAACAUAACGGUUAUUUCCAUAGCAGCCGCUCCCACGAUACAUCUCGUCAAAGGCUGGCGGGUGCUCUGGUGUGUUUUUCCCUUCUUUCUUUUCCUAUAUCUGUCGUCU
Messenger RNA from Aplysia californica (California sea hare), 2178 nucleotides. RefSeq names its product pollen-specific leucine-rich repeat extensin-like protein 1. Lineage: Eukaryota; Metazoa; Mollusca; Gastropoda; Aplysiida; Aplysiidae. The transcript is spliced from 2 exons. The record is from RefSeq and is a predicted model, not a curated record. The coding region runs from base 884 to 2077 and encodes 397 amino acids.